This is a messenger RNA of Perognathus longimembris pacificus (Pacific pocket mouse), 3322 nucleotides long. RefSeq names its product calcium/calmodulin dependent protein kinase II delta (gene Camk2d). Gene Ontology annotation, biological process: protein phosphorylation. Bases 747 to 2279 code for a protein of 510 amino acids. Gene Ontology annotation, cellular component: cytoplasm; neuron projection. Gene Ontology annotation, molecular function: calcium/calmodulin-dependent protein kinase activity; calmodulin binding; ATP binding. The transcript is spliced from 20 exons. Lineage: Eukaryota; Metazoa; Chordata; Mammalia; Rodentia; Heteromyidae. The record is from RefSeq and is a predicted model, not a curated record.
GUCGGAGCCCAGCGCUCUUUCGCUCGCCGCGCCUUUUCCAAGCCUUUGCGGGGCGAUCGCGGGGAGCCCGAGGCCGCGGUGGUGCGGGGGACCCCGCCAGCGCCACCAACGCUGCCCGCGGGAGGGAGCCACCCCCACCCCCACCGGGUGCGCGCGCUCCACCGAGCCCUGGCGCGCCCAGAGCUCCGCGCCCCGCGCCUGCCUGACAGCUGCAGCUGGGCUGGGGCUGCGUGCCCGGCUCGGCUCCGCUCCUCCGGACUCCACUCCGGCCGCGGUCCCGGCCCCUCCGCCCUCCUCUCCCUGCCUCCGCCCUGCUCGGACUCCUUCCUCUCCACCCUUCACCCCUCCUGCCCAGGGUGCCGGAGUCCGUUUCGCAACCCUGCGCUCCGUGCCACCCCUCUCUCCCCUCCCGGUGACUACGUUUCCUGCCCCCUCCAUUUGGGGAGAGGGUUUGGGAAAGAAAGCCUAGGCUAAGCCGCCUCCAGGAGGGUCGGCGAACGUGGGGACGAGGAGGAGGAACCCCACGCCACCCCCUUUCUGGUCAGCUUUCCUUUCCCGCCCCGCCCCGCCCCGCCCCUACACGCACUCCUUCGCCGCGGACCAGCUACUUUCUCGGACGGACGAGGAAAGUGAGGGCGGCCCUGGUGACAGCGCCGCGGGGCCAGUCCCGGGGAAACCGCGCGCCGGCUCGCCUCGCGCCCUUUGCGCCCCCGGCCAGGGCACGGCCCGCACCGAACCGAACCAGGAUGGCUUCCACCACCACCUGCACCAGGUUCACCGACGAGUAUCAGCUCUUCGAGGAGCUCGGAAAGGGGGCAUUCUCGGUGGUACGAAGAUGUAUGAAAAUCCCUACUGGACAGGAGUAUGCUGCCAAAAUUAUCAACACCAAAAAGCUUUCUGCUAGGGAUCAUCAGAAACUGGAAAGGGAAGCCAGAAUCUGCCGUCUCUUGAAGCACCCCAAUAUUGUGAGACUCCAUGACAGCAUUUCAGAAGAAGGCUUCCAUUACUUGGUGUUCGAUUUAGUUACUGGAGGUGAGCUGUUUGAAGAUAUCGUGGCAAGAGAAUAUUACAGUGAAGCUGAUGCCAGUCAUUGUAUACAGCAGAUUCUAGAAAGUGUAAAUCAUUGUCACCUAAAUGGCAUAGUUCACAGGGACCUGAAGCCUGAGAAUUUGCUUUUAGCUAGCAAAUCCAAGGGGGCAGCUGUGAAACUGGCUGACUUUGGCUUAGCCAUAGAAGUUCAAGGAGACCAGCAAGCGUGGUUUGGUUUUGCUGGCACACCUGGUUAUCUGUCUCCAGAAGUUUUGCGCAAAGACCCUUAUGGAAAGCCCGUGGACAUGUGGGCAUGUGGUGUCAUUCUCUACAUUCUGCUGGUCGGGUAUCCACCCUUCUGGGAUGAAGACCAACACAGACUCUAUCAGCAGAUCAAGGCUGGAGCUUAUGAUUUUCCGUCACCAGAAUGGGACACAGUGACUCCUGAAGCUAAAGACCUGAUUAACAAAAUGCUUACCAUCAACCCUGCCAAACGGAUCACAGCCUCUGAGGCACUGAAGCACCCAUGGAUCUGUCAACGUUCUACUGUUGCUUCCAUGAUGCAUAGACAGGAGACUGUAGACUGCUUGAAGAAAUUUAAUGCAAGACGAAAACUAAAGGGUGCCAUCUUGACAACCAUGCUGGCUACAAGGAACUUUUCAGCAGCCAAGAGUUUGUUGAAAAAACCGGAUGGAGUGAAGGAGCCCCAAACUACUGUAAUCCACAACCCUGAUGGAAACAAGGAGUCAACUGAGAGCUCAAAUACAACCAUUGAGGAUGAAGAUGUGAAAGCACGAAAGCAGGAGAUUAUCAAAGUCACUGAACAACUGAUUGAAGCUAUCAACAAUGGGGACUUUGAAGCAUACACAAAAAUCUGUGACCCGGGCCUCACUGCCUUUGAACCUGAAGCCUUGGGGAACUUAGUGGAAGGGAUGGAUUUCCACCGAUUCUACUUUGAAAAUGCAUUGUCCAAAAGCAACAAACCAAUCCACACGAUCAUCCUGAACCCCCACGUGCACCUGGUGGGGGACGACGCGGCCUGCAUCGCGUACAUCAGGCUCACGCAGUACAUGGACGCCAGUGGGAUGCCAAAGACAAUGCAGUCUGAAGAGACCCGCGUGUGGCACCGCCGGGACGGCAAGUGGCAGAAUGUCCACUUCCAUCGUUCCGGGUCACCAACAGUACCCAUCAAGCCACAGUGUAUUCCAAAUGGGAGAGAAAACUUCUCAGGAGGCAGCCCUUUGUGGUAAAACAUCUAAGGCCUGAAAACCAUUCACAUUGGGUCUUCUAAUGAUCAACAGUGCCACUUCCACAUUCUCUGUUCUCAAGGCACCUGGAGAGUCACCCUGGGCUGUCCUCUCCUCCUCUUCAUGCAUGAUUCUGAGUGCAUGAAGUUGUGAAGGUCCUACGUGGAAUGCCUAUGUGAUCAUCACCCUCUCAUUUAUUCCUUCCUAUGCGUUGUUUACACUUCAACUACCAGGCUUGGAUGUCCGAUGCAACUUCAGUUACUGUUGGCAAACAAUGGGGGGGAGGCCAGACAACACCAAAAAAAAGUCCACAAUAUUCAAAGUGCAACCUAUUCAGCAAUUUAUUUCAUGUAUGCCAAGAUUUAACAGACUUAAAAUUUGAAUUCAUUUCUGAAUGACAGUUCUAAGAGAAAUGUAAAAAAAUUUUAAAUUCUUUGUGGUUAAUCGAUUUUAAUUUUUUUCUUUCUUUUCCCUUCAAGGCAAAUACACACACACACACACACACACACUCACACACACCUUCAGUUUCCUAGUGUGAUCUUGGUUAAAAUAGAUGAUUCUUCUAUGAAUGUUUUGGUGUUGAACAAUUAAAGUGAGCUUGAUAUGUGAGCAAAAUUAAAUAUGAAUGUAGAAGAAAGACUGUCUUGGUGAGAUACUAUCAAAGCCAUGUUGUUUUAGUCAAACUGUGUAAACUGGAAAGCCCAUUAUUUACAAGUUUGAUCAUUUCAGGGCAGGUGCACUGUUCUGCUGGAUUCACUAAAGUGAAUUUACUGUUCUUUUUUUUUUUUUCCUUUUUCACAUCUUUAUGUUUUCUUCAUUUAUACUAUUAGUUUACUAUUCCUGUUUGCUUUGUAAAUCUUUCUUUUGUUUCUUCUCCCCUCUUCCCCCUCUCAUUCUUUAUACUUUCUGUGUUUGGCUGGUAGUAUUGUAAGAAUGGAAUUGAAGUGAAAUCUAUGCAAUGAAGAUAAAGUAGAAAUGAAGGUCUUUUGGAGAGAGCUAAACGAGCGUUUUUGAUCAACUUCAAGGCCCAUGAAAAUGUUGUGAAG